This is a messenger RNA of Tupaia belangeri chinensis (Chinese tree shrew), 1034 nucleotides long. RefSeq names its product C-reactive protein (gene CRP). Gene Ontology annotation, molecular function: complement component C1q complex binding; low-density lipoprotein particle binding. The transcript is spliced from 2 exons. The record is from RefSeq and is a predicted model, not a curated record. The coding region runs from base 182 to 859 and encodes 225 amino acids. NCBI's taxonomy places the organism in Eukaryota, Metazoa, Chordata, Mammalia, Scandentia, Tupaiidae. Gene Ontology annotation, biological process: innate immune response.
GUUGGAAAAUCAUUUACAAAGUGGUACCAACUUCCCUUCUUCUGUGAAUAUAAAUCCAGGCAGGAUCAGGCAGAUCUGAGACAAGGGAUCUAGGACUUCUAGUCUCUGAGCUUUCAACCAGAGUUGCUUUCUUCAAAAGGGUGAAUCCAGAUCCUAGUAACAUUAGCGGCAGGAGGUGACCAUGAAGAAGCUCUUGUGGUGUUUUCUGAUCUUCAUCGGCUUCUUUAAUGCUUUUGGACAGUCAGACUUCCAUGGAAAAGCCUUCGUGUUUCCAAGAGAGACGGCGAAUUCCUAUGUAUCUCUGAAAGCGCAGUUAAAGAAGGCACUCAAUGCCUUUACCGUGUGCGUCUACUUCUAUAGCGAACUGGCCCCGACCCGUGGGUACAGUAUUUUCUCUUACGCCACUAGAAAAAGUGCUAAUGAUAUCCUUAUCUUUCGGUCUAAGGAGAGUGGGUAUCUUUUAGGAGUGGGCGGACCUGAACUAGAAUUCAAGGUCUAUGAAAACGCUGCGUCCCCGACACACCUCUGUGCCACCUGGGAGUCUGCUUCAGGGAUCGCAGAGCUCUGGGUGAACGGGAAGCCCAGGGUGAGGAAGAGUCUGCAGAAAGGAUACACCGUGGGCUCAGAUGCAAGCAUCAUCCUGGGGCAGGAUCAGGAUUCCUUUGGUGGGGACUUUGAUGCAAAGCAGUCUUUGGUGGGUGAUAUUGGCGAUGUGAACAUGUGGGACUUUGUGCUGUCCCCAGAGAUGAUCAGGUCUGUCUAUCGUGGGGGAACCAACAGUCCUAAUAUGCUGAACUGGCGGCAGCUGAUGUUUUCUGCAAAUGGGGACGUGUAUAUCAAGCCCAAGCUGUGGGUUUGAGGCCCUGCUGGUCUUGUAGGUAUUUCCUGGGCAUGAACCUCCAUGGGCCCUAUGUCUCUGGCUCUGGCCCUUUCCUCAGAUGUAGGUCUGGCUUGUGAACAUAGUCCUUUGCUUUCCUGCCCUGCCUUCUUCAGCACCAGAGAAUGGAAUUUAGAGUAAGUGCCUGGCUUGGGAG